Messenger RNA from Drosophila mojavensis, 1004 nucleotides. Its product is annotated as antigen 5 like allergen Cul n 1. The record is from RefSeq and is a predicted model, not a curated record. The transcript has 3 exons. The coding region runs from base 35 to 898 and encodes 287 amino acids. Lineage: Eukaryota; Metazoa; Arthropoda; Insecta; Diptera; Drosophilidae.
CAGUUAUAAUUCCCAGUGGAGGCGUCGACUCAACAUGUCCUCCGUUAAUUAUCAACAGCUAGCACUGGCGCUGCAUUUGUGUCUUUUGGGGCUGGCCAUGGCAGCCCAGAAAACAGCAGAUAUUCCCUCGGAUGUUUACUGCAAGACCGUGCACUGUGGCGUCAGGAAUAUAGGAUGUCACAGUAGCAAAAAUAUGAAUAUGAGCACCACAUGCGCUCCAGAUGCCAAGAUGGUCAACUUGUUCUUGCACAAGGCCCACCUGCUGCAUCUGUUCAACAGCUUUCGCAACAAGGUGGCUCUGGGCUAUACGAGCAGCUUGUAUCCGGCCGGACGAAUGGCGCGUAUGGCUUGGUCCCGGGAGCUGGAGAACUUUGCCAUCAUAUAUAUGAAGAAGUGCCGGUUAUAUCCGCGUCCCUGCAUGUCCUCGCCCGAGUUCACAACCAUUGGCAGCAUCUACGACGGACUCACCUAUACGGGCAGUGUUAAAUUGCAUAAGGUGCCGGAGAUUACGGAGGAGUUACUCGCCGGCUGGUUUGAGGACGCGCGCUUCGUGACCCGGGCCAUGAUGAUGAGCCUGACCAAUGAAUUUCCUAAGCCGUCCGUGCGUCAGGCAGUGCUGCUCAUGGCGGACCGCAAUACGCACGUCGGCUGCAGCGGCAUGCGAUUCUCCACUGGCAUUUCCCAUCAAUUCAAUCUAGUCUGCGCCUUUGCCACCGACAACAUGCUGAAUAGGCCCAUCUACAGACCCUGGGCUGAGGCUGGCGCCUUGUGCAAGGUACGCGACAGAACCUACAAAAACCUUUGCGCUGUUGGCGAAGUCUACAACAACAAACACGUCUACAGGCCGGGCGAGCUGCUGCCAGCUGAGUCGGAUCGCAUUUCCGGGGUAGACGCGUGAUAAGUGAAUCCGCUGAGGGGCAAUACCAAACUGCAUUUCCGAUUAGCUAUGUCAAAUUGAAGUGAAAUGAAGAUUCGUCUGAUAUCUGUAUCAGUAUUAUACGGUA